CAAUCGCGGCGCCAUUGUUGUUGCAUUUCCAACCACUGUACACUGUAGCGCGUGCCGCAAACGACAUCACCUAGCGGCAAGGUCCGAGACUCGACCACCGCCCAAAACAUUUUCCACCGACACGACCGUCUUGCGCAUCGCGUCACUGCUCCGUCAAGCACCAACAACAGGUCUAGCAAGCCCCGCAACAGAACGACAGCGAUAGCCCCAGUCCCCCGGAGACGAGUGCAUCAUCGAUCGUAGCGUAGUGGCACCACCGGCCUCCGUCUCCCGCCCGACCUCCCACCAUGGCCUCGUCCGCGCCAGCCCUCUUCGGCGACGUCUCGAUCGACCACGCCGUGGCCGGCUUUGGCGCCGGCACGGUCGCGACGCUCGUGAUGCACCCGCUCGACCUGGUCAAGGUGCGCUUCCAGCUGGCCGACGCGCGUGCGCCGAAACACCGGUUCGGGCGCGCGCUGUACGACGUGCUCGCGGACGCGGUGCGCGCCGACGGCUGGCGCGGGAUGUACCGCGGCCUCGUGCCCAACCUCGUUGGUGGGGCCGGUAGCUGGGGCCUGUACUUUUUGUUCUACAACAUGAUCAAGAAGGAGAUGCAGGGCGGCGACCCGACAUACCGCACCUCUGCGGGCCAGCACCUGCUCGCCGCGGCCGAGGCGUCGGCCAUCACGGCCAUGCUGACCAACCCCAUCUGGGUGGUCAAGACGCGCGUGUUCGCGACGCCAGCCAACGACCCAAACGCGUACAGCGGGCUGUGGCGAUCCCUCAGACGCAUCUACGCCGCCGAGGGCAUGCGCGGCCUGUACCGCGGCUCGUUACUCGCGCUUGUGGGCGUGUCGAACGGCUCGAUCCAGUUCGCGACGUACGAGGAGUUCAAGCGGCGGCGGAUCGAGCGCAAGCAGCGCAGGUUUGCCGAGCGCGGCCGCGAGUGGCGGCAAGAGGACGAGAAGUUGACAAACACCGAGUACAUCCUCACCUCUGGAGCGUCCAAAUUCGUCGCUAUCGCCCUCACGUACCCGUACCAGGUUGUGCGUGCACGCGUGCAGAACGGCGCCCCGGGAAAGGAGCAGUCGGCGCUCAAGGUCAUCGCCGACACGUACCGCCGCGAAGGCCUGCUCGCGUUCUACAAGGGCCUCGGCACCAACGCGAUCCGCAUCCUCCCCGGCACGUGCACCACGUUUGUCGUGUACGAGAACCUCGUGUGGGCGUUCCGCCGCCUCGCGCGGGCCAAGGAGCUCCGCGCGAAGGAGCAGCUCGCGUAGCCUGCUGCUCUCGGACACGAGGUUCAUCUUGAUUCUUGAGGAGACGGCGAGCGCAACGACACUACUCUGCAGCAGCAAGCACAGCGACACAGCAUAAUCGACGGCGCGGUUCUCCCGCAGUCGCCAUCAUUACCCAGCAUUUCAUUCCACGUAGAGGUAGUAGAGAGACGGAGG
Vanrija pseudolonga is the source of this 1433-nucleotide messenger RNA. It is a transcript of the gene SLC25A32, whose product is annotated as Mitochondrial folate transporter/carrier. Bases 288 to 1259 code for a protein of 323 amino acids. The transcript is spliced from 5 exons. Gene Ontology annotation, cellular component: mitochondrion. Gene Ontology annotation, biological process: folate import into mitochondrion; nucleotide transport. NCBI's taxonomy places the organism in Eukaryota, Fungi, Basidiomycota, Tremellomycetes, Trichosporonales, Trichosporonaceae. The record is from RefSeq and is a predicted model, not a curated record. Gene Ontology annotation, molecular function: FAD transmembrane transporter activity; folic acid transmembrane transporter activity.